Molecule: messenger RNA, 1112 nt
Organism: Phialemonium atrogriseum
Lineage: Eukaryota; Fungi; Ascomycota; Sordariomycetes; Cephalothecales; Cephalothecaceae
Exons: 2
Coding region: 20-1060 (346 amino acids)
Source: RefSeq, a predicted model, not a curated record
AUAAACCCCCAGCUACAAAAUGGCUAAUCCAAAGCCUCCACAACGCGACACUCUUCGCACACUCUUAUUCCGCUAUACCCAAGAAGAUACGCGUGAUAAUGUCAUUGCAUUGAAGGAUCUCGACAGUCACCAAUUUGGCACCCUGCAAGACAGCCCCAGAUGGCCUCCCCUCCCAAGUCCAAGCCCGUUGUCCCGCUCAGAUCUGCUCAACCGAGCAAAUCCAACCCAUCAAUCCGCAACUCAACCGCCUGCCACCUCAGGGCUAUUUAGUCGCCCCCAUCCCUGGACUGCCCUUGAAUGGGCCGGUUUUUUCGACUCGGCAGUAUAUUGCUUUACCCAAGCAGCAGAAGAGAGCAGACAAGGCAGAUGGGCCGCUCGUGCGCCGUUCGGCAUUGACAGCCCGUUCGACGAGUACAUCCAGACAGGCGAGCGUCUCGAGGAGGGAUAUGAGCGCGGCGAAACCUCGCGGCUCCGAUGGAAGGCCCUGUCGCAGCUCGAGCUAGAUGCAGCGUCUGUUGGCUGCGUGAUUGCAGACAGCACGGCAGACAUGGUCGCCAAGGGGUGUAUACUGCGGAGUGAGCUUGUCUGUGCCUUGGCCCUUGCGUGUCGACAGAUUUGGGAGCGGAAGGCCGAUGAUCUUGGUCCUGGCAGGACAUUAACAAUCACCACUGCCACUUUCACAAAGGACAGCGCCCGUAUCGUUUAUAUGCUCAUCCCCCUCACCGGUGAGCAGCAACCUCCGAUCUCGAUCGUCGUCCAACGGGACGAACCCCUCGGGAAGAUGGUUAGCACCACAGAAGAAGCGGUGGAAAAGUGGCAAGACAUCCUCAGGCACAUGUUCUUCGGCAAAUCAGCAUUACUCAGCCCCCCGAAACUCCGAAUACCCAGCAGCAGAAAGGAACAGCGGGAACAGAUACUGUCGAGUGGAACAGGCCGGAACGUCGUAGUCUCUAGGACCACAUCCGAGCGAUUGUUUUCUGGAUCUACAGAUCCGCCCAAGAACGACGGCAGAGGUUCUGAGUCAUCAAGCAGCUCGUCGAGCGUCUUUGAUGGGCGCUAAGUUCAUUUGUAUUUAUAUUCAUUGUAAUUGGAACAGAGUAGGUAGAUGUACG